This is a messenger RNA of Sciurus carolinensis (gray squirrel), 2903 nucleotides long. RefSeq names its product receptor accessory protein 3 (gene Reep3). Gene Ontology annotation, biological process: endoplasmic reticulum tubular network organization. Gene Ontology annotation, cellular component: endoplasmic reticulum tubular network; endoplasmic reticulum membrane; cytoplasmic microtubule. Gene Ontology annotation, molecular function: microtubule binding. NCBI's taxonomy places the organism in Eukaryota, Metazoa, Chordata, Mammalia, Rodentia, Sciuridae. The record is from RefSeq and is a predicted model, not a curated record. The coding region runs from base 153 to 920 and encodes 255 amino acids. The transcript is spliced from 8 exons.
GCCGGGCUGCCGAGGGCGCCAGCGCGGCCCCGGGGAGCGCGAGGAGCCGGGGAGCGCGAGGAGCCGGCGAGCGCGCGGCCUGCCGUUGGCGGCCUGGUCCACCGCGCUCAGCGCCCAUCCUCCCCGGAGCCGGGGCCCCAGCCCGCGGGAAGAUGGUGUCCUGGAUAAUCUCCCGAGCCGUAGUGCUGGUGUUUGGAAUGCUUUAUCCUGCAUAUUAUUCAUAUAAAACUGUGAAAACAAAAAACGUGAAGGAGUAUGUUCGCUGGAUGAUGUACUGGAUUGUUUUUGCCCUCUACACUGUGAUUGAAACAAUAGCAGAUCAAACAGUUGCUUGGUUUCCUUUGUACUAUGAACUGAAGAUUGCUUUUGUCAUAUGGCUGCUCUCUCCCUAUACCAAAGGAGCAAGUUUAAUAUAUAGAAAAUUCCUUCAUCCACUUCUUUCUUCAAAGGAAAGGGAGAUUGAUGAUUAUAUUGUACAAGCAAAGGAAAGAGGCUAUGAGACCAUGGUAAACUUUGGACGGCAAGGUCUAAACUUAGCAGCUACUGCAGCUGUCACUGCAGCAGUGAAGAGCCAAGGAGCAAUAACUGAACGUUUAAGAAGUUUCAGUAUGCAUGAUUUAACAGCCAUACAAGGUGAUGAGCCUGUGGGACAAAGACCAUAUCAGCCUUUACCAGACGCAAAAAAGAAAAGCAAACCAACCCCCAGUGAAUCAGCAGCUUAUGGAAUUCCACUGAAAGAUGGAGGUGAGAAGACAGAUGAAGAAGCGGAUGGGCCAUAUUCAGAUGAUGAGAUGUUAACACACAAAGGACUUCGGAGAUCACAAAGCAUGAAAUCUGUGAAAACCAGCAAAGGCCGCAAGGAGGUGCGGUAUGGUUCACUAAAAUAUAAAGUGAAGAAGAGACCACAGGUGUAUUUUUAGUCAUCUGUUCUUCAGAUAUCCCAAACAAUACUAAUACAUCAACUUCAUUUUCUAAUAUGAUAUAUUUGGGAUUUACAUAUUAAAAUAGUUCUUAAAAUUGUGUUGGUGAUAGGAAUUACUUUCAUGAAUUUAAAUGGCUUUAUUUCUUUAACAAUUACUUUCAAAUAUUGACUACUAAAGGUAGUUACGCAAGUCCUAUUAAUAUACAAAUAUCAAAAUUAUUUUUAAAAGUAUUUUACCCAUUUUCAUAUUCAUCAGUGACAUUGAAUGCCUGGGAUAUAAGAUGAAACACAGACCCACAGUAUACUUGAAAAGAGUCUUUAUGGUUCAGGACACAUUAGCUUUUGUGGUGUUACAUUGUGUUUACCUCUAUCUAUGUGAUCUCUAUCAAAUGAGGAUAGUAAAUAAAUAGGCCUCUGAAUAGGCAGUGACAUAACAAGGACAUAAUGUAAGAUAAUAAGGUAUAUUUUAUAUAUUCCUUUAAUUUUUACUUUUAUAAUACUUUCUCAUUUUUUCACCAUUAACUGAAAUUUUUUGAAAAAACUGUUUGAAAACCAGGUAUCCACAUAGCACUUUCCUGACUAGUUUUGCACACUUGAGGAAAAUGUUUACUUAUUUUACAACUGUACAUUGACUUUAAAUUUUGUUGACACUGUAUACUUGUUUGUCUUAUUCUGACAUGGCAAAUUUAUACCUUGAAAUACAUCAUCUCCUUUCCUGUGGGUUUCAUUUGUUAAAUUCAUUGGAUUUAUAGUAUAAAAAAGUAUAGCUAACUAUUCAAUUAUAACUAUUUUAAUUACUUCCUUUAUAAACGAGAAGUUAUUUUAAACAUUAACCAGUUUUCAUAAUUAGCUGUACAGUGUAGUUGAACUUAGUAUGUUUUUGUCAACACCAAUUACAUUUUCAGCUUUUAAAAAUGGUAACUUUUAUGAAAUAGAGUUGGAGAUCAGUGUAGUGCUUAGGUCUCUUCUGAUUCACAAAAUUAUCCAACAGCCAAUCCAUUCACAAGCUUGGCAUUGAUAUGUGCUACUGGUUUAUAAAUCUGGCAUUGACUCAAAUCAUUUGAAUAUUUUUCUGACUGAGAUAAUUCCCUGAAGAGUGCAAAUAGAAAUUCAGACACCAUUAAUCCUGCAUAUGGAAAAUUAUUUUUAAAAAUUUUUUAAUCCAAGAGAUUUGGAGAUAAUAAACUAUGAGGCUUUUUAAGGUUGCACUACUAAAUAUGUAUUGUGAACCGUAAGUCAGUAUAUUUUUGGUGAUGGUUUUAGUGAUCAAUAAUCUAACUUAUACAAGCUAAUUUAUUUGACCAUUUUGCUUAUUUGCUCAAAAGAAAACACAAGGGGAGAGAUUUGUGAGAUCAUUGAUCUUCCUUCUUUUUAAGAAAGGAAGCCAGUUGGUGAUGUAUAUUCAGGACCUCCUCAGAGUAUUAGCCAAGAAUGGAAUGUUUACUCAGGAGUGUAAUUCAUAAUGUUGCAUCCAUACUAGGCUUUAGUAUGUUCUUGAUUAUUUCACAUUCUUGAUACAUAACACUGAAUAAAACUUCAUUCAAUUUUUUUCUCCCAAAAUUUAACUCUGAAUAUCUCCAUCUACUUUACCUUGACUAAUUUUUAGCCUCCUGGUUUCUGGAAGGACUUUAAUUCCUUUUCAAAAUUCCUAUGAAUUCUAAUUAUACUGGACUUCUCAAUAUAAAUGCUACACCAUGCUUGCUUUUCCUAGGCAGAGGCAAUUUCAUUGUAAAUUGCCAGAUACGGUCAAAUAAAUGACUUUGUAUCAAGAACAUUAUCUGUGGGAGUUGACUGGCACCAUCUUACCUUUUUCAAAUCUAAUCUCAGUAUUACACCUAUCCUGGUGGUAGAGCACAUGCUUAACAUGUGCAAGGCAUUUGGGUUAAAUCCCCAGCACCAAAAAAAAAAAAAAAAAAGAACAAUAACAACAAAAAACACCAUCCUUUAGUUAACACAUACUAUUUUAAAUUGAAUUAUUUAU